Molecule: messenger RNA, 3555 nt
Organism: Lingula anatina
Lineage: Eukaryota; Metazoa; Brachiopoda; Lingulata; Lingulida; Lingulidae
Biological process (GO): regulation of transcription by RNA polymerase II
Cellular component (GO): nucleus
Molecular function (GO): DNA-binding transcription factor activity, RNA polymerase II-specific
Source: RefSeq, a predicted model, not a curated record
UUGCAGAGGUUGUCGCAAAAUGUCUGCCGCCGUGGAGUGCGACGAUCCCUCUGUCGAUAAAACAACACCAGAUUCAGAGGAAGAGGACUCGCACAGAUGCGGUACGUGUAAAUUGGAGUUUGGCAGUAUUGAGGACUUCAUCAAGCACAAACUGGACAAGGAUAAUUGCAGAGUUUUCUAUCAAAAGUCAACCAAAGACAAGAGAGUGCUGGUUCCCCGGCUCAUCAAGAAAGAAGCUAAAGAUGAUGAGGAGAGAGAAACAAGAGGAUCACAGAAAAGGAAAAGGAAAACCUACUUCUCAGUGGACCAAGAAAAUAUUGUAGAGAAGACAUCUCAUAAGUGCCCAAAAUGUUCUCGAACUUUCAACAGAGAGGCUACUCUGCGAAGACAUCUAGACAUAGAGCAUGAUUCAACAUGGGAAAUAGUGAAUGAUGAGAUUGGCCGGGAUGAGGAAGAGACAGGGAAGGGUCCUGCUGUCACCACACUCCUCCAGGCAGCAGCAGAGGAGGAGAACAGCACUGCCCCUGUAGUAGAGAUGGAAAGCCCUGAAAGCACUGUAUUCCAAGUGAAGAGAAUGAAAACCUCCUCAAAUGAAGACCGCCCAUUUGCAUGUGAAGUGUGUGACAGCAAAUUCAAAGAGAUGAGUGUGCUAAAGACCCACCUGCUAACCCACAGUGACCAGAGAGACUUCCCAUGUCCAUUUGAAGGCUGUACUUAUGCCUUCAAGACCAAGGGGUCACUAAAGAGACACGAGAGAAGGCACACUGGUGACCGCCCUUACAUAUGCCAUCUUUGCCAGAGGUCCUUUGCAGAGUCCGGGGCCUUGACCAGACAUCUCAAGUCUAGGACUCCUUGUACAUCCAAGAGUGAUGCAGAUCUUCCCAGAUAUGGCAGAAAAAUACAGAUUACUUCCGAAGAUGGUUCAGUGAUUUCAAAUGAAACAGCCAAGCCAAGCUCCAAGGAAGGUGAAGAAAAUGAGGACCAGUCUGUCAGAGUAUUAAGAGCCGCUGCCUCAGCUGCUGAUGGAGUGACCACUGAGAUGAUGACCUCAGACAACCCAGCUGUGUCCACUGCUCUGACCAGUGUGGAUGGUCAGUCUGGAGAGACCACUGUGGUCACCACUCUGACCUCAGAUGAGGCCAAGGGACAGGGUGAGGACUUCUCUUUGGAGGAUGGAGAGGAGGAUGACAAGUUUGAACAGUUGGAGCCAAAUCAGUGUAGGGUGUGUAAAGCAGCCCUGGCCAAUGUAGACACUUUAAUAGAACACCUGAAGACACACCUGUCAGGACUACCCUUCAGGUGUGGCUCUUGUAACUUCUGCACUGACAAGAAGGAAUACCUGGCGGGACACAUGAAGGAGAGACACAGGGCAACACUCAGGGAAAUAGGUCCAGACGGUAAUGAAGCGGAUGUGGUACCCACAAACCCACCUCCAAUGAAUUCCUACCUAUUCCGCCUGAGCAAGGAAGGUUCUAUGGCAGCCAAGCAGCUCCUUACUCUAGGUGAGAAAUCUGCUGUAGAAGACCCCUCUGCAGCCGGCUACAAGACUUUCAGCAAGUGCCCAGUGUGUGGCAGAACAUUCAAGGGAAGCAGUUAUCUCAAACUUCAUAUGAGGAGUCACACAGGAGAGCGCCCCCACCAGUGCCCUCACUGCCCCAAGACAUUCACCACCAAGGACACCCUGAGCAAGCACCUGACAGCCCACUCUGAGGCCAGGCACUACAAGUGUGGAGAGUGUGGGAAACUCUUUAAAAGAAUUUCUCACGUCAAGGAGCACCUGAAGAUACACACUAAUGAACGACCAUACAAAUGUACUUUCUGUGACAAGACCUUCAAGACCACAAAUGCAUGUAAGGUUCACCUUCGCACCCAUGGGUCUGUGAUGCCUUGGGAAUGCAAAUUUUGCCAUCGUCUCUUCCGUGAAAAAGGCUCUCUAGAACGCCAUGUCCGCACACACACUGGGGAAAAACCAUACUCCUGCCAGUAUUGUGGACGCAAGUUUGCUGAACAUGGUACUCUUAACAGGCAUCUAAAAGCAAAAGCCCCAUGCACCCAGCAGUUAAGGUCAGUACAGGAGACCCAGGAGGAGGAUGUGGUUCAGAAUAGCCUGGAGAAUAAUUACCCUACAGUUCUGGCCCAAUUCUCUUCUGUGGUAACUGACACACAGCACUAUAUACUGGAGGGACAGGAGGAAGACAUGACAGACACACAGCCUGCUGCUGAGUAUGUGGUAGUUGACAGUGAGAGUAACAUCCAGGUGCAGAACAUCGAGGUGGUCGGCACAGCCCAGGAUAACACCACACAGUAUGUCAUCUUGAACCAACCAGACGGGAACACCAUCGCCGUCGCCACCUCUGACCCAACCUCAAUCCUGGACAGUCUCUCCAGCAUGGCCUCCAUGUCAACCACGCCGACAAUGACUACGGUCACUGCAUCAGGACAGGUGCCGGGGCUGACCUCUGAUGAUGUUACCAUAGUAACACACAGCGAGGAGCUGCCUGAUGAUGUGCUGGAGGGACUUGUGGCGACAUCUGGUGGCGAGGUGACUCAGGUUGUGCAAGGACUUGAGACGCAUCCCGUGAAUAUUGAAGAUGCAGUGGUUGGCCUUGUGGAUUCCUGAGAUUCUCUGAACUAUGGAGAUAAAGUGGUUGGCCUUGUAGAUUCCUGAGAUUCUCUGUGAAUAUUGAAGAUACUGUGGUUUGGUCUUUUGGAUUCCUCCGAUUUUCUUCACUUCAUUAUGCUGUCCAUUCAUAGGCAGCUAUGAAACUUUUGAACAAAUAUUAUAGUACUGAGGUAUGGACAGGAGUUUUACUUUGAUAUUGAACGUCAUUCACUGUUAUUUCUGAUAGCAUUAGUAAUGAACUAAUUACAGUGGUGCUUUCCAAAUGUUACUGUUACAGUUGGAAAUUAAAUGUACAGUAUUAACAUUUUUUAAAUUAAAAUUUUCCAGUAACAAGUAUGAAAACAGCACGUUGCUGUGAAUUUUAUGUAUAUUUGCCAUGUAAAUACCUAUCACCAUUUCUUACUAGGCAUUGAAUAGUAUGUUAAACUUAUAGCAUUGGAGAUAAAAUGACUUUUUCAUCAGGCUGUAAAUAAAGGUCUCUUUAAAAACUGAAGUUUUUUUUUAUUGCAAGGAGCAGCUACAUUGGAUAGUUAGAGAGGGUAACACCUUUUUGGGAAUGGUAUCGACUUAAAUCGAGCAAAAUUUAAGUAUUUUGAAGGAUUCACUAAUGAUAUCAUGUCUUUCAUACUAACAUGAAAAGAUCAUUUCGUGCCUUCAAGUAUGGUUGCUAAAAACUUCUGUCAAACUUAGUCACCUGGAGUAAAUCAAGUGGCGUACAAACAAGAAAGCCAAUGAUACCCGUUUUUUUAUUACAAAAGAAAUGUUACUGUAGUAUAACUUGGUAAACAAUUGUUGGCUUUAGUCACCACAAGUAUUUCAGUUUACGAUGUGACUGCACUUUCCUCUAACUUGUCAAAUAUUUAUUCAGUCGUAUAGUCUAUUUCUGUACAAGAGUUAAAGACAGUAUUGCCUGUUGCUCUCUACAAAUGAUU